AUGAUCUUUUCUAAGAACAGCAAAGGUCAAAGUACUCCCCUCGUGCUUCCUGUCUUCGAGAUGUCGUGGCGUUCGUCUUUCCGCGGCUCAAAGUUUCGCCAUGUUUUCGGGAAGCCGGCCACCAAGGAGCACAGCUAUGACGGGGUGCCAAUCACACGCAGCGUCCAUGACAACCACUACUGCUCAGCCAAUCCCUGCUUCAUCGCCGUCGUGACCGAGUGCGCCGGCGGCGGGUCUUUUCUAGUCCUGCCCAUCCAUCAUACAGGCAGGGUGGACCCUCAGCACCCGAGGGUGUGCGGCCACAGUGGGAGGGUCCUGGACGUCAAGUGGAACCCGUUUGAUGACCACUGCGUCGCGUCGUGCUCAGAGGACUGCACGGUCAAGAUCUGGGACAUCCCGGUCUGCGGCGUCCAGCAGAACCUCACCAAGGCCAGGAAGACUCUGAUCGGUCACUCAAGGAGGGUGGGGCUUAUCGAGUGGCAUCCAACAGCAGAGAAUCUGCUGCUUAGCUCCGCCUACGACUACAAGGUCCUCCUCUGGGACGUGUCCCAAGUAGGCGCGGUGCUUAGGUACCCGGUCCGGGUGGUUCUGAUGCCUGUCUACCACCGCUACCCGUCUGAGACGCUGCUGCUGUCUGUUAGCUUCAACACUGAUGGCAGCAGGCUGGCGGUCACGUCCAAAGACAGACGGGUUCGAGUCCUGGACCCACGGACUGGAAAGAUCCUACAGGUGUCCAGCAGUAAGUCCCACAGGGCCAGUAAGGUUUUAUACAUUGGUGGGUUGAAGAUGCUUCUGUCCACGGGCAGCUCGCCCUGGAACCACAGACAGAUCGUCCUCUGGGACCCUGACGACUUAUCGGAGCCUUUGUACGAAGAGGAUUUGGACGGGUCCGCAGGAGUUCUCUUUCCGUUCUAUGAUCCAGACACCCACAUGCUCUACUUGGCUGGAAAGGGUGACGGGAACAUCCGGUACUACGAGCUGAGUACUGAGAAACCCUACAUCAGCUUCCUGACAGAAUGCAGGUCCCUGCUGCCACAAAAAGGACUUGGGGUGAUGCCAAAGCGCGGCCUGGAUGUGAGUGCCUGUGAGGUUUUCAGAUUUUACCGACUGAUCGCCGUCAAAGACCUGGUGGAACCGCUGUCAAUGAUUGUGCCACGAAAAGAGUCAGGUAUUUUCCAAGAAGACCUGUACCCAAUGACAGCAGGAAACCAGGCCGCCAUGACGGCUCAGGAGUGGCUGUUGGGAAUCAACAAAGGCCCUGUGCUGAUGUCCCUGAAGCCUGGGGCUCGAGUGGCCAACCCUUACCCAGAAACUCCUGCUGAGAAGGGGCUAGUGAGCUCCCUGAAGUCCCAGAUGGGUCCAGCUUUUGGUGUUGUGACCAGGACAGACAUGGACUUCAUGGAAGAGGCCUUCCUUGAGGAGCAGCUUGCCUACCAGGACGCCAAAUAUCCCAGAGAGGUGAGUGAUCUGUCGGGGUGGCAGCCAGAUGAGACCCAGAUCCCGCUGUGGACCUACUGCUGCACCCCACACUGCUGUGAACCCGCAGAGAGACCUCCACCUACAACUGAGAGCGAGCUCCUGCAAGCCUUUUACCGACAGCAGGACGAGAUCAGAGGCCUGAGAGAACAACUUCAUCACAAAGACGUGAGGAUCACUCAGCUGGAGAUGGAGAUCAAAAACACCCGAAACAACUUGAGGGCAACUUUCUGAUUCAACCAACCAGCUCUCACAGCUGCUGUUCCAACACAGAAUCAAUCAAUCUACUUGACAGUGUCAACCAAUAAAGGAAAGAAU
Molecule: messenger RNA, 1794 nt
Organism: Scatophagus argus
Lineage: Eukaryota; Metazoa; Chordata; Actinopteri; Scatophagidae
Product: coronin-2B-like
Exons: 14
Coding region: 1-1710 (569 amino acids)
Biological process (GO): actin filament organization
Molecular function (GO): actin filament binding
Source: RefSeq, a predicted model, not a curated record